This is a messenger RNA of Nicotiana tabacum (common tobacco), 913 nucleotides long. Lineage: Eukaryota; Viridiplantae; Streptophyta; Magnoliopsida; Solanales; Solanaceae. The record is from RefSeq and is a predicted model, not a curated record.
UGGGCAUUGGAUACUGAAUAAUUUGUUGGGCAUCUCUCUUUGUAUUGCUUUUGUGAGCCAUGUUCGCCUUCCUAACAUUAAGAUAUGUGCAAUGCUCCUUGUCUGCUUGUUUGUGUAUGACAUAUUUUGGGUUUUCUAUUCCGAGAGAUUCUUUGGCGCAAACGUCAUGGUGUCUGUGGCAACUCAGCAAGCAUCCAAUCCUGUACACACAGUGGCUAAUAGUUUGAGCCUUCCAGGAUUGCGGUUGAUAACCAAAAAACUAGAGUUGCCUGUCAAGAUUGUGUUCCCAAGAAAUUUAUUGGGUGGGGUAGUGCCUGGAAAUGCUGCUACUGACUUCAUGAUGCUGGGUCUUGGUGACAUGGCUAUUCCCUCUAUGCUUUUAGCAUUAGUUUUCUGUUUUGACCAUAGAAAGAGCAGGGACUCUGGAAGCAUCUUGGAUAUACCACUUCCAAAGGAGGAUAUGUCAUCUCCGAAGGGGUUUAAGUACAUAUGGUAUGCCCUAUCAGGAUAUUCUGUUGGACUGGUUACUGCCUUAGCAGCUGGUAUUUUGACCCACUCGCCUCAACCAGCACUUCUAUACUUGGUACCAUCAACUUUGGGGCCCAUAAUUGUCAUUUCGUGGAUGAGAAAGGAGCUAGCGGAGCUAUGGGAAGGAUCACCGUCAAACUUAAGUGAGAAAACUCAUUUCACAGAAGUGUGAUCCCUUGCAUUCCUUGCAUGAAGUAUCAGCUUGGGAUGGCGCAGUGAAACCUGUAAAAUUAGAUAAUUCAGCCCCAUCUAUUACACAUUUACGGCAAUGCUGCCACUUUAAAGUCUUUUGGAUAUUUACAAGGCUGCCAACUGAGUCUUGAGAUAGUGACGAAUGUCGGACUUAUAUUUCAAUUACAAGUGUUAAUCUUUCUAUUAGUGAAGU